Messenger RNA from Helianthus annuus (common sunflower), 2960 nucleotides. RefSeq names its product pentatricopeptide repeat-containing protein At3g29230. The record is from RefSeq and is a predicted model, not a curated record. The transcript is spliced from 4 exons. Bases 156 to 2054 code for a protein of 632 amino acids. Gene Ontology annotation, molecular function: protein binding; RNA binding. NCBI's taxonomy places the organism in Eukaryota, Viridiplantae, Streptophyta, Magnoliopsida, Asterales, Asteraceae. Gene Ontology annotation, biological process: RNA modification.
CCACACCGACAAAGCAUCUACUGCACAUCAGCACAUCUAAAUUCUCUUGAGAGUGGAAUGGCAUGAACAUACAUGCGCUAGUUAAUAACUACAAUCAUUCAAAUGUAUAAACACAAGACCGGUUAGGAUUCGAAACCCCAACGAGAAAACACACCAUGGGUGUCGGUAAGAUCGUUAAACUCUCCAAACCCAUCGAAAAAUUCCGAGAAAUCCACAAAAACCUCUCCCUCAGAUCCUCCCCAAACCUAUGGCCUGAUCACAACCACAACAACGAACACGAACCCACUUUACGCCUAACCCACCCCAUCUUAACCAAACUAGACUCACAUCCCACCAUUACCUUAACACAAUUCAACCAAAUACACACCCAACUCAUCGUUUCAAAUCUCUUCCAACACUCUCUUGCAGCCAGUCGAGUAUUCAAGAAACUCUGCGCUUCACAUUCUACAGUUCAUCAUGCCGUUAAUCUAUUUCACGCUUUAGAUGAGCCUGAUGCAUUCAUAUGCAACACUAUUAUAAGAGGGCUUUUAAAUUCGAAUGAACCAGUAAAGGCUUUUGAUUUUUACAAAGAAAUGGUGGGAUUAUUAGUGCCUGCUAAUAAUUAUACGUAUCCUUUGGUGGUGAAGGUUUGUGCUGAAUUGGAGAGGGUUAGAGAAGGGGAAAAGGUGCAUACCCGAGUCGUAAAAGACGGGUUUGAGUUGAAUUUGUAUGUGCGGAAUGCGUUGAUUCGGUUUUACGCGGUUUGUGGGAGAAUUGGGGAUGCACGGAAGGUGUUUGAUGUGAGUUUGGAGGCGGAUAUGGUGACGUGGAACUCGAUGAUUGACGGGUAUGUGAAGAAUGGGAUGGUUGGUGAUGCACGCGAGGUGUUUGAUGAAAUGCCGGAGAGAGAUGUGGUUAGUUGGAACUCGAUGAUUGCGGGGUAUGGUUUGGUUGGGGAUAUGGUGGCUGCACAGGAGUUGUUUGAUGAAAUGCCGGAGAGAGAUGUUGUUUCGUGGAAUUGUUUGAUUGAUGGGUAUGCGAGAAUCGGAGACGUUGUGGUCGCACGUAAAUUCUUUGAGUGGAUGCCGUGUCGAAACGUUGUUUCGUGGAAUACUUUGCUAGGGCUUUACGUGCGGUGUAGAAAGUUUGACGAGUGUUUGGCUCUUUUCGAUGAAAUGUUGGAACAAGGUGUAAAGGCUAAUGAAGCAACGGUUAUGAGUGUUUUGACUGCGUGUGCGCACUUGGGAAGACUUGAUAAGGGUAAAUGGGUCCAUUCUUAUGUUAAAAACAACAAGAAUGUUGUAAUAGAUGUGUUGCUUUCGACUGCUUUGUUGACGAUGUAUGCUAAAUGUGGAGCUAUGGAUAUGGCUAAACAAGUGUUCGAUGAAAUGCCUGAGAGAACUAUAGUAUCAUGGAAUUCGAUGAUCAUGGGAUACGGAAUGCACGGGCAUGGAGAAAAAGCGUUAGAAAUGUUCUUAGAGCUAGAGAAAAGUGUUUUAGUCCCAAACGAUGCUACUUUCGUGUGCAUUUUGAGUUCGUGUACACAUGCCGGAAUGGUUUUGGAGGGCUGGUGGUACUUCGACUUGAUGCAACGAGUCUACAAGAUCGAACCAAAGGCCGAGCACUACGGUUGUAUGGUUGAUCUCCUUUCUCGAGUUGGUUUGAUGAAAGAUUCCGAAGCGAUGAUCAAGAAUACACCCUUGACAACGGGACCCGCCUUAUGGGGAGCCUUACUGUCGGCUUGUAGGACCCACUCGAAUCUAGAACUAGGAGAGAUGGUGGCGAAACGUCUUAUUGAAUUGGAACCAAACGAUGUAGGACCGUACGUGUUGUUGUCAAACAUAUAUGCCACUGCAGAGAGAUGGGAUGAUGUUGAAAAUGUGAGAGAGAUGAUGGUGAAAAACGGGUUGCAAAAACCGGUGGGGUCGAGCCUGGUUCAACCCGGAAAUGAUGGUGUUAAAUCGGUUGAAGAGGGUUAUUCCUUUCACAAGAGGAGAUUAAUGUACUCCAUGUUGAGUGAUAUGGGUGUGCAAAUGAAAAUGUCACAAAGAAAUAUGAUUCAACAAGAGGAAUAGUUUCAGUUGAAGUCAAUUCUUCUUACAGUAAUUUGUUCAUGUGAAAGAGAAACAAUGGUUCAUGGCAUCAUAAAAUGUUGCAGACAACCAGCUGUCUAAACCAAGUAACUAACUGAACCCGAGCUCUUCUCGUUUAAGAGAGCUCGAACUUGCAUAAGCUAGAGCAUGACUCGUUUAUUUAAGAGAACUUGAGCUCUGCUCGUUUCCAACUCUACAUCGAAAGCUCGAGCUUGGCGUUUUAAUAAUUUUUCAAGCUCAGGUGCACCAUCAUAUGACUGCGCCGUUGCAACAUUAUUUCAUAUACACCGGCCACAACUCGUACCUCACGGGAAACCAGUUCAAUAGUGAUUGUAGUGAGGUACCAAUUAUAAAAGCGCUUCUUAAAGGCGUGAGGGUGAUCGAGCUAGAUUUAUGGCCGAAUAGUGCAAAAGACGGGAUUCAUGUUCUUCAUGGGUGGACUAUGACGACUCCAGUAAGGCUUAGCAAAUGUUUGAAGUCAAUUAGAGAGCAUGCUUUUGUGAAUUCUCAUUAUCCGGUGAUCAUCACUUUAGAAGAUCAUCUUACACCAAAUCUUCGAACUAAAGUUGCAACGAUGGCGACAGAAAUAUUUGGAGAUAUGCUUUACUGUCCAAAAGCAGGAGAUAACGAUGAAUUCCCUUCACCAGAAGAAUUAAAGCAUCGUAUCAUUCUUUCAACAAAACCACCAAAAGAAUGCCUUGAAUCUAAUAAGCUUGAAGAAGAGUUGAUUGCAGAGGACGAGACGCCUUGCAUCUGUGAAAAUACAAACCCGAGUGAUAAAACGAUUAGCUAAUUAACAUUAUAAAGUUCAUUUUAUUGGUUGAUUAAAGGGGUGUUUUGAUUUGAUUUCGGUUCUUUUAGCAGAUUGGCAGUAAUCAGGAAGGUAAC